GCUCCAGUGCUCCACCUCAAUUCAACACCAACUCCUCUCCCUUCCUCAGCCUCAUCUUCUCAUACUAGCGCUCCAUAUCAACAAGAACAAAGAGCAAGAGAAGUUCAUAACAAAAGGAUUACAAGAGAGGAGCAAGAAUUUGCUCACCAUGGCGUCCUGCGACAAGGCCUUCGAGACCUACAAGAAGGCCAUCACUACAGCAGCAUCCGUCGCGGCAUCUCUGAUGCUGGUGCGCAGCGUGGUAAACGAGCUGGUGCCAUAUGAGGUGCGCGACAUGCUGUUCUCCAGCGUCGGCUACCUACGAUCACACAUGUCGUCGCAGCACACGAUCAUCAUUGAGAAGAAGAAUGAUGGCCUCACCAACAACCACAUCUACAAUGCCGUGAAGACUUACCUUGCGACGCGCAUCAACACCAGCAUGCAGCAGCGCCUGCGCGUCAGUAGCAUGGACGAAAAUGACAAGAUGAUGGUCAGCAUGGCGGAGGGUGAAGAGAUGUCUGACGUGUAUGAUGGCACUGAAUUCAAAUGGUGCCUCAUCUGCCGUGACAACUCAAGUGACUCCAACAAUUGCUAUGGCAGCCAGCAAGAGGUCCGCUCCUUUGAGGUGAGCUUCCACAAGAAGCACAAGGAGAAAGCCCUCAAAUCAUACCUCCCGUUCAUUUUGACCACAGCUAAGGCCAUAAAAGACCAGGAUAGAACUCUAAGGAUAUACAUGACCGAGUACUCGGACGAGUGGUCCCCAAUUGACCUCCACCACCCAUCUACAUUCGACACACUUGCCAUGGACAAGAGGCUGAAACAGUCCAUCAUUGAUGACCUCAACAGCUUCAUCAAGAGAAAGGAUUACUACAAGAAGAUUGGAAAGGCAUGGAAGCGGGGGUACCUGCUGUAUGGUCCACCUGGGACCGGCAAGUCCAGCCUGAUCGCAGCCAUGGCCAAUCAUCUCAGGUUUGACAUAUAUGAUCUCGAGCUAACUGAGGUCAAGUCCAACUCAGACCUCAGGAGGCUUCUUAUUGGCAUGAGCAACCGAUGCAUUCUCGUGGUUGAAGAUAUAGACUGCACCAUCGAGCUGAAACAACGGGACAAAGCUGAGGGAGGUGACAAAUCGAAUCCUACAGAAGAAAACAAGGGAGAAGACAAGGUAACACUGUCCGGACUGCUCAAUUUUGUUGAUGGGUUGUGGUCAACAAGUGGGGAGGAAAGGAUUAUCGUCUUCACGACCAAUUACAAGGAGCGGCUCGACCCAGCUCUAUUGCGGCCUGGAAGGAUGGACAUGCACAUCCACAUGGGGUAUUGCACCCCAGAGGCUUUCCGAAUCCUUGCCAAGAAUUAUCAUUCUAUCGACUACCAUGUCACAUAUCCGGAUAUUGAGGAGCUGAUCAACGAGGUGACGGUGACACCCGCAGAGGUUUCUGAGGUCCUGAUGAGGAAUGAUGACACUGAUGUCGCACUCCAUGAUCUUAUCGAUCACCUGAAAUUAAAAAUGAAGGAUGCCAAUGUGAUCAGGACCGAACACAAGGAUGCAAAUAACCAGCUGGGUGAGAAGAAAGACGAACAGAGAUAGUGUCGAAAAAUGAAACCCCAAGCAAAUUCCCUCCAAACAAAAGAGAAUAGAAGAGAUGAAAGCAAUUAGCGAUCUGGUUGAAAGCAAGUGAUAAAUAAUAAAUGAUAUCAAUCAUAAAGAGUAUAAAAUCUUAGCACAUUGCUUAGAUGCUUGUUCUUACUAUUUAAUCACUUUUGUUGUGGCUUCUUCUUUCUUCGUUACCAUUAUCUCCCUUUUAUCAUCUUUAAAUAUUGAUGUAUUUAAUCAUAUUUAUUCUCUUACUAAUGUACAUGAUAUUUGGAAUAGUUUCAUUGAAAUACAUAAAGGCACAAAUAAUGUACGGGAUGAGAAAUAUCAUGUGCUUGUUACUAAGCUUAAUAACAUCAAAUAUUCCAAAGUAUAA
Phragmites australis (common reed) is the source of this 1946-nucleotide messenger RNA. Its product is annotated as AAA-ATPase At3g50940-like. The transcript is spliced from 2 exons. NCBI's taxonomy places the organism in Eukaryota, Viridiplantae, Streptophyta, Magnoliopsida, Poales, Poaceae. The record is from RefSeq and is a predicted model, not a curated record. Gene Ontology annotation, molecular function: ATP hydrolysis activity; ATP binding. Bases 149 to 1564 code for a protein of 471 amino acids.